Messenger RNA from Cordyceps fumosorosea ARSEF 2679, 768 nucleotides. RefSeq lists its product as hypothetical. The record is from RefSeq and is a predicted model, not a curated record. Bases 1 to 768 code for a protein of 255 amino acids. The transcript has 2 exons. NCBI's taxonomy places the organism in Eukaryota, Fungi, Ascomycota, Sordariomycetes, Hypocreales, Cordycipitaceae.
AUGCGGGCGAAAGCCGCCGCUGUCGUCUCUGUUUCGGCUGCGGUUGCGGCUGCGGCUGCGACCGCGAGCGCCGGGGAUCUGGUCCCCCGACAUGUGGUACUGGCGCCGCUGGCGCUCGCGCGCCAUAUUGGCUCGCGGCGGCGACGUCGGCCUAUCCGCGAAGCGCACGUGUCGGGGGUCGUCGCUACUUCCCCGGCGGUGCCGCCGCCCGCGGCUGCCGCUCCGGCCCCUAUUGUUGCUGCCGCCCCGGCCCCUGCUGUUGCUGUUGCUACCGCCCCGGCACCUACUGUUGCUGCCGCCCCGGCACCUACUGUUGCUGCCGCCCCGGCCCAUAUGGUUGCUUCCGCUCCGGCCCCUGUUGUUGCUGGCGCUCCGGGUCCGGUCGUUGUUUCCUAUGUGGCUGCUGCUCCGACCCCUUGUACUGCUGCUGUCCCGGCGGUUGCUGUUGUUGUUGUUGAUGUUCGUGUUGCUGUCGCGGUGACCGCGGCUUCGCGAGCGCGAGCGCGGGCUGCUGCCGCGGGGCUCCACGCCCAUCCCGCGAAGCUGGCGCCGAAGGCUCUUGACAUUUUGCCGCAAUUGUUCGCGCUCCAAGGAAGCUUCACGCCGCUUGUUGACCUGGUCUUGGAUGACCUGCUCCUGUUUCUGAAGGAUCUCCUCCGCGUCCUUGGCCAGGGUUACCCAAUUGUGGUCGCGCUGAUGGUCCCAGCGCAUAUCCUGGAGCUUUUUGACCAUUUCGAAGACGGCGACCGUGUUGAUUCAAACGAUUGA